Molecule: messenger RNA, 2676 nt
Organism: Dermacentor silvarum
Lineage: Eukaryota; Metazoa; Arthropoda; Arachnida; Ixodida; Ixodidae
Product: muscarinic acetylcholine receptor M1
Exons: 3
Coding region: 288-2216 (642 amino acids)
Biological process (GO): G protein-coupled receptor signaling pathway, coupled to cyclic nucleotide second messenger; chemical synaptic transmission; adenylate cyclase-inhibiting G protein-coupled acetylcholine receptor signaling pathway
Cellular component (GO): plasma membrane; dendrite; synapse
Molecular function (GO): G protein-coupled acetylcholine receptor activity; G protein-coupled serotonin receptor activity
Source: RefSeq, a predicted model, not a curated record
GAAGGGAACAGUGUAGCAAAGGACGCUCGCACUGGAGAGUGAUUUCUGUGCCAGCGCGUACUACUUCCCGUCUUACAUGUUAUCGCCGUUGCAAGGUGCUGACAGACGCCAACGUGCUGUUGGCGCUCACGCCAUGUAGUUAAAAAUGCGGGAAGUUGUACCUUCAUUAAUAAACAGACCAAUGUCAUCAAUACAUGGUAAAGUAUGUUAAAGUGCUGCUCCUGCCUUCUCAUGUGCAGGUCAUCGUUACUGCGCCAUGAGGUGACCUACCAGACUUGGCGCCAACAAUGAGAGUCCUCGAAGAGGUAUUCAAUGCCUCCAUGUUGCUCGUCACCACCGAAGUGUCUGGCGGCGGUGGUGCUUUCGGCGACACCAUCUCCGGAAACGAAAGUGUCGCCAACGUAACCACAAACGCAACCAACGACACAGGUGCCACCACCGACGGCUACCCCGCCUCACCUUACACCCUAGCCGAGGUCGUAGUGCUCGCCACUCUGUCUACUUUGGCCGCCGUCCUCACAAUUAUCGGCAACCUGAUGGUCAUGGUCUCGUUCAAUAUGGACAAGCAGCUGCGGACCAUCAGCAACUACUUCCUGCUCAGCCUUGCCGUCGCCGACUUCUCCAUCGGGGUCAUCUCUAUGCCCCUCAUGACCAUGUACAUCCUCUACGGCUACUGGCCCUUAGGAGCGGUCGCCUGCGACAUCUGGCUCGCCUUCGACUACAUGAACAGCAAUGCGUCGGUUCUCAACCUGCUCGUCAUCUGCUUUGACCGGUACUUUUCGGUGACGCGGCCGUUGACGUACCGAGCAAAUAGAACGCCGCAGAGAGCCGCCAUCAUGAUCGCCUUAGCAUGGAUCAUAUCCUUCCUGCUGUGGCCACCCUGGAUCUUCGCUUGGCCGUACAUAGAAGGCGAGCGCAUCGUUCCACAAGAACACUGCUACAUACAGUUUCUAAAGACCAAUCUCUACAUCACGUUCGGCACAGCCAUCGCAGCCUUCUACCUGCCGGUCUCGGUAAUGUGCGCGCUCUACUGGUGCAUCUGGCGCGAGAUGGACAAGCGCAAAAAGGACUUGGGCAAGCUUCAGGCAGAUCGGAGGAAGGGCGGCAGUACGCGGAAGUCCACAUCCAGCGACGGUACCCUCGAAUCUAAAGACUUCCGCAGCAGCGACUCUACCAAGUCGCGUACGACGACGACGUCGCAACUGCCUUCUUCGCUCAGCCUCACGAUGUCCAAGAGCUCGCUUCCGAAGGAGACGAAGACGCGCCAACUUCGCGAUUUCCUGCGAUCCUUGCCUCACGUCGGAAAUAGCAAACGAUACGACGACAACGCAAGUUAUGCAGGCUCGCCUGGUACCCACACGCCGCCCUCUGUCGAGACGUCGGUGGAGUCCGUUUCCACGUCGCUCCACGAGGUGCACCGGGUGGAGUUCAACUCAUCCGGGCGUCAGGAAAACGGUAACGAAUGUGGUGUGGUAAGCAUUCCUGCGUCUGGCCACGGCGGUCUUCCAUGUAACGAGAUGCUGGAGGAUGCCACGGUUGCCUUGCCGCCGGCAUCGCGUUCAUCCGACUCAGUCUACACGAUACCGAUUGAACCAGUGGCGCAGCCAUCACUACAAGAAGAGCCAGCGCAGACCUGCGCUUCUCCCACCGUCGAGGAGGACACAGAGAAGCCCAACCCAGGCAGAAUGCCGUCUUCAGAGAAGGCGGCGGCACCUGAGGACUUAGCGACAGCCAAACAGAUAGCAGACACCGGCUUGGAAUCCAUUAGGAAACCGCUCACGACCAGCGUGGUCCAACCCCAGCUGGUGGUCGCCAAGCAGCCGCCCAUCCAAUGCAGGAAGAAAGCGAAGCAACAGGACAAGAAGCAAGACCAAAAAGCUGCCAAGACGCUCAGCGCCGUCCUGCUGGCCUUCAUCAUCACCUGGACGCCGUACCACGUGCUGGUGCUCGUCAAGACCAUGUCUUCCAGCGACGACGCUAUUCCGGUGCACCUGUGGAACUUUAGCUACUACCUCUGCUACAUCAACAGCACGGUGAACCCCUUGUGUUACGCGCUGUGCAACGCCAACUUCCGCCGGACGUAUAUCCGCAUUCUGACUUGCAAGUGGCGUAACAGGUGGCCGACCGCUGUCACCCGACACUCCAACAGUGCUGCAACUCUUGCGCAACUCGAAAACAGUCAAUGCGGCAGCUCUUCAUAUCGAACUGCCCUUUAGCAUCACUUGUGCAUGUGGUAACUGCAACAUCAGUGUCAUUUUCCCUGUCUUACCACGGCUAUCAGUAUGGGAACUUUUGAAGAAACCUGACUUGCACCUCUCCUCAAGCCCGCAUUAGUUGAAGAACUUCUUGCGUCGAUACGGCUGCCGUGCUUUCAAGCACAGGAGUAUUUAUAGGACUGUCAGCCGGCGGCCAGUCCUGGGCGGCUUGGACGGAGAUCGAUACUGUUCAUCGGAGGGAGUCUUUAAACACAAUCAGCACCGAGCGCAGUGUUUCGUGCAACCUAUGUGCUUACGUGUCUGUUUUGUAUUGCUGUGCGAAGCGUGUGGUGCUUGCAUUAGGACUUCCUGCAUUUCUUUACACUGUGUGACUCUUUGCUAGAAGGCGUUCUGCGGAGGAGUGUGACAACACGCACCGCGAUGGACCGAUGGACAUUGUUCCGUCUAAAGACGCAUCACG